CUUUGGAAUUCUGCACUCUGCAAAGCACACCACAUAUAGCACUUGGGAGACUGCCUCGUUGUACAGCUAAAGCCGUGUUUGCGUGAAGCUUCUUAGGAGUGUUUCAGGCGUCAUGGCGUACACAGACGAUGCAGUGAAGGCAAAGCUCUCCAGCCUCAAUGACACGCAGGAUGGCAUCGUGACAGUCGCGCAAUGGAUCAUGUUCCACCGGCGCUAUACAAACCAAACUGCAGAGCUCUGGAUGGGCCGGUUGAAGGAAUCGACGCCAAACAAGCGGCUGAACCUGAUCUACCUCGCGAACGAAAUCUGCCAGCAGUCGAAAGCCCGCCGUAAACUCGACUUCAUCAAUUCCUUCGCGCCUCUCAUGGCAGACGGGACGGCCAUCGCCUACAAAGGCGCCUCCAGCGACGUACAAGGGAAGCUUCGACGAGUCGUAGAAGUAUGGCGACAGCGCGCUAUAUUCGACGCCCCGACUCAAGACGCAAUCGAGAAACAGCUUGACGAAGUCGACCGGUCCCGAGGCCCAGGCAAGAAAGCAGCCCUCGGCGGCUCCCUCUUUGCCAGCAGCUCCUCCUCCACCCCUACAGAGCUCCAACCCCUCGUCCCCCUCCAAAACGCCUCCACGCGCGCCUCCACGCUCUCCAAAACCGCCGUCGACAACGCCGACCUCAUGUACGACCAGCAAAUCAACGCCAACCCCGUCCCCACACCCCCCGUGCACGCCGCUCGCCUCUCCACCCUCUUCGGCACCCUCGCCAACGCCGAAACCGCCGUCGCCACCUCCAUCGAGGCGCGCAAGAAGCUCAUCUCUAGCCUCGAGGCCAUGCUCGACGCCCACCGCGGCACCCUCGCGCGAGAAGAGCUCCAAAAAACCGAGCUCGGCAUCCGCAGAACCGCAAUCGAGACGCGCAAGCGCGACGUCGAGGACGCCAUCAUGCGCGGCCUCUCCGCCGCCGAGACCGCCACGCGCAUCACCCCAAUCCCCUCGCGGACCUCCUCCAUCACCCUCGACGCCGACCCCCCGCGCCCCGAGGCCGAGGAGCUCACGCCGCCGCCCGUCGAGUCCUUCACCCCGACCGGCUCGCCCUCCCACGUGCCCCUCCCCGACGUCCCCGACGACGUCUUCGCCGAGCCGCUGGAUAUACCCAUCGAGCCCACAGCUGUGCCGGCGCCGCACCCGCCGCACGCGGCGCACUUCUCAGCGCCCGCGACGGGCAUCGUGGCGCCGCCGGGCGCGGAUCUGCUGUCGAGUCUGACGGGCGGCGGCGCGGCGAGCGGCAUCCUGAAUGGGAACGGGCAUCCGGCGAUCCACCCGGGCUCAGGGGGCGCGGGCGGAGGGUCCAACAAGAAGCGGAAGAUGAGCCGGACCGCAGCGGAGGACGCGUUCGCGCCGUUUGUGGGCGACGAUGCGAUGGCGGGGAUUGAUGAUGACGUUGCGGGGAUGCUGGAGGGCUAGCAGAAGGCCAGGAAGAGACGAUCGAGGGAAGUUUAACGGGUGCUUCUCGAGGACUGAGGCCUGAGGGUUGUAACUUACGGUAUUUGGCGUAGAACCAGGGGCUUUUUUUUUUCUAGGAGUCAGCGUAAAGGGGCAUUUCGAGGUGCAUUUGCAACCCAUAUCUAACGUGGGGCGCGUGAAAUCCACUUCACAAACUGGAGAGUUUGUUACUCAAAAAGCUAGUCCGUUAUCAGAUUCGAGUGUAUAAGUUAUACAGCUAUACAGUUUUG
Mytilinidion resinicola is the source of this 1725-nucleotide messenger RNA. Its product is annotated as DUF618-domain-containing protein. Gene Ontology annotation, molecular function: RNA polymerase II C-terminal domain binding. The record is from RefSeq and is a predicted model, not a curated record. Bases 113 to 1456 code for a protein of 447 amino acids. The transcript is spliced from 3 exons. Gene Ontology annotation, biological process: mRNA 3'-end processing. Lineage: Eukaryota; Fungi; Ascomycota; Dothideomycetes; Mytilinidiales; Mytilinidiaceae. Gene Ontology annotation, cellular component: RNA polymerase II, holoenzyme.